Messenger RNA from Stylophora pistillata, 1768 nucleotides. Its product is annotated as putative serine/threonine-protein kinase DDB_G0281745. The record is from RefSeq and is a predicted model, not a curated record. Gene Ontology annotation, biological process: protein phosphorylation. Gene Ontology annotation, molecular function: protein kinase activity; ATP binding. Lineage: Eukaryota; Metazoa; Cnidaria; Anthozoa; Scleractinia; Pocilloporidae.
AUUUUUAAGUGCAUUUUCUGUGCAAACAAAUCAACAACGAAUAUGGAGGAUGUUGCGAAUACUAGCAAAUUAAUUCCCUUUCGAUGGCGUCAAAAUACCAUUGCUGAGCGGCGACGAAUGAGAAACGACAGAAAGAAGCGUAAGCGGCUUCAGAGAAAAAAAGUUAAAGAGGAUGAAGCAAGGAAGGCAGUUUCCGAACGCAUACGUAAGGAAACCAUGCAGAAAGAUCGAUUCCUAUACCUUGCAAGGAAAUAUUACUUGAAGUGGCAACAAAUAAACAAGGCCCAUAAAAAACUUCAAGAAAAAGCUGGUACCCUAUCACCGGUUUCUAGAUUUGGAACCAACCCUAGGCUUUUUUCCCCACAAGGUAUUAUAUCUGGCAGACAUAUACCAGAAAUUUCUCCAUACCAGUUAAGGGCUCCACAAGACAAUGGCAAUAAAGACAUCACAGUUCACCUUGGUCAUGGUGUAUUUGGUAGUUGUCAAAAAAAGUAUUACAAGGGAAUUCCAGUAGCUGUGAAGGAGUACAAUAACCUAUCUUCUACUAAGGAUAUUCAACGUGAAGCAGAUGUAAUGGCAAGAUGUUCCCAUCCAUCUCUUCCUCACAUCUUUGGAGUCAAUGUAACACAAAAACCUUACUUUCUGGUUUCCUAUUUCUAUGGUAUUAACAACCAGACUUGUACUUUGUACAGUGCAUUAUACCAUCCCACCAUACCCUUCACAAAAUAUUGUGCUGGAAAGAUUAUGUUUGAACUGUGCCAAGCUCUACAGCACCUUCACAUGAAACAACUUCUCCAUCGAGAUAUCAAAAGUGAUAAUAUUCUCCUGACAAUUCUGCACACAGGAUUUCAUCCCAUGCUCAUUGAUUUUGGCAAGUCCAUUAAAGUAUCUGAAGCUACUUCCAAAAGGAAGAGUCUAAGUGCACAUGAACAGGAUGGCUACCGUAAAAAGUACAGACACAUUGCUCCUGAAAUUAUUCUUGGCCAGCCACCAUCAUUUGCUUCCGAUUUAUUUUCAUUUGGUGUAGUCAUGUCUGAUAUCAGUGCCAACAUUCCUUGUGAAAAUUGCUUUCUUGAAGGAAAAAGGAAAUGCUUAGAAGAAGAUCCCAAAUUAAGAUGUUCGAUUGCGUACCUUCUCAAUCAGCUUGAAAGAAAUGUAUCCCUUUGCAAAAAGUGAAAGCAGUUCCCAGGUGAUAAUUAUGUAUAGUAUGGCCAAAUUCAAUGCUCCAUUCAUAAGCUAUAAAAUAGUAAUUAUGACAGCAGAGACCAGACAGUCGAAAUGUUGCAAAGUGCACCUGACAGGCAGUUUCAGUUUGUUAUUGUAUUCACGCUACUGGGUUUUCAAAGUGCAUUCAUUUUUCGGAAACUCACUGCAAAGAUGUAGUCAUCUUUUGGUAGCCAGUGAAAACAAUAACAUCUACACAAGGCCUUUCACAAUAAUAUGAGGAAUGCCUACAUGUACAAUGUACAAUGAUCACUUUCCUACAACUACUCAAAGGGUUCACAUUUAAAACAAAAAUGUACAUCAUGAAUUAAGAAUUAAGAUAAAAACUGACUAGCAGCUGUUGGACCUUUGUCCAAUGGCACUCUUGUGUUGUGUUAGACCCAUAAGCCACUCUUUUUGUAACACUUCAAGGGUUAUGUGCAUGAAGGAGCUCUUAUCCAUAGAAAAAAUCCACUGCCAAAGGAUCAUCUUCUUGCUAUCUAAAUAAUAUCAGUCAAAAUGUCCAACCAAAUUUAAAUUAGUUCAACACAGCAGUGGCACACUG